Molecule: messenger RNA, 1320 nt
Organism: Anopheles coustani
Lineage: Eukaryota; Metazoa; Arthropoda; Insecta; Diptera; Culicidae
Product: angiopoietin-related protein 7-like
Exons: 3
Coding region: 1-1320 (439 amino acids)
Source: RefSeq, a predicted model, not a curated record
AUGAGUGAGAAAAAUGAUAUUCUCUUGCAGAAAAUGGAACAACAUCUACAGGAAAAGAUGGAGCAAAUGGAUUCUAAAUUCGAGACAAAAUUGCACGCAAUGGAAGAAUUUAUGAAAAAGAGUGUCAAGACCAGCGAGGAUAACAUACGAGCAAAAUUCGAAAAUAUAAGCAACCAGUUGAUUUUUAAAAUGGAGAAUAUUCUGCAGCAACAAGAGGCUGAAACGAAAACCUUCCAGGAAACGUCGAAAACUCAUCUUCAGAAAAUAGGUGAAAACAAGAAUGCUCUUGAUAUGCUUUCCGGUACGGUACGAAUUAUGAGUACACUAACGGAAGGAAGCAAUAAGAUACUCGAGGCUCACUUUGUGUAUCCUGUCCUUUCCUGUCAAGACGUUAUGAAACUAUCAGGACGAUACGUUAUUCAUGUAGGGCAAAAUUUACAACCAUUAAAAGUGUUAUGUGAACAAAACAAAUUCGAUGGCGGUUGGACGGUCAUCCAGCAAAGGUAUGACGGUUCAGUCGACUUUUAUAGGAACUGGACGGAGUACCGUAAUGGAUUCGGUGCUUUGGAUGGCGAAUUCUGGCUCGGACUAGAAUAUUUGCAUCAAAUGACGACAAACCGACCCCACGAACUGAUGGUAGAAGUGAAAGAUUUUCACGGAAAUUACGGAUACGCUAAGUAUGAAGAGUUUGAGAUAGGUAACGAAUCGGAGAAGUAUGUGUUGAAGAAGUUAGGGUUAUACUCAGGGACAGCAGGAAACUCAAUGCAGUACAACAAAAAUGAAAAGUUUAGCACAUUCGAUCGUAACAAUGACAGAUUUGGAAACAAGUGUGCUGAGGAGCGACACGGGGCCUGGUGGUAUUAUGGAUGCACCAAUUCCAACUUGAACGGGCGUUAUCAGAACACAAUAGAUGAUCGGAGUGCGAUAGAAUGGUGGUACUUUAAAAAUGACUUUCGUGAAGUGAAAGAUUUCCACGGAAACUACGGGUACGCUAAGUACGACGAGUUUGAGAUCGGUAGCGAAUCGGAGGAGUACAAGUUGAAGAAGUUAGGCACGUACUCAGGGACAGCCGGUGAUCCGUUGCAGUACCAAAAAAAUCAAAAGUUUACCACAUUCGAUCGUGACAAUGAUCAAUCGAAUAGCGUUAAUUGUGCUGAGGAGCAUCACGGAGCCUGGUGGUACUGGGGUUGCACCAUUUCCAAUUUGAACGGGCGUUAUGAGAACUCAACAGGUGAUAGUCUAAUGACGUGGUACUAUUUAAAAAACGACUUACGUGGUAUGUCUUACUCGAGAAUGAUGAUUCGCGAUAUCAUUAAUUAA